GGUUGACGCCCUGCGCACGCACAUCGCGCGCACUUCAACUAAUCGGCGAUAACUUCACGUUUCUAACUGUAAAAAAAAUAUUGGUCGCGGGCAAAUAUGUAACUAAAAGAUAAUUAAAAAAAAUAAAGUUUUUUUUUAUUUAAUUGAGGUGUUUAUUAUGUUUUUAAAUUGUUUCCCAAAAUGUGUCAGUAAAUAGUGUGAUAAUUUUAAAUUGUGAUAAUUAGUGUGUCUAUGUUAAAUGUGGACUAGAUUUUAAAGUGUGAACUUCAUUUAAUAAAGAUUGUAUUUCUUGCAAUCGAGUUUAAUACUAGGAGGGCAGAUUUGAAAGGCGAUAGUGCCCUAGACGAUAAAUUAGGGCACGAUUAUUGGUACUUAUUUGAUUUACAACAGCUGUGGAUUGCAGUGAACUCGCAUUAAAUUGUUAAAGAUGAUUUCCGAGUGGUUCAAAGAGAUUGCUUACAAGGCGGAGUUAGACCGCCACGAAGAUCCCGAACUAGAGGAGCAGGCUCUGCUGCUGUGCGGUGAGAAGAAGGAUACCAGGGCCAAAAACUUACAGGAUCUGAAGAACUUAAUAUAUGAGCGUGGAGAAUGCAAGCCACCGAGGAUGGACGACGCGUUUCUGAUGCGUUUCUUGCGCGCUCGCCACUCCAUACCAGCGCGUGCGCACAGACUGUUGGUCCGCUACUGCAACUUCCGGGAUCAGAACCCGCACCUGUGGCGCGACGUGGACUGGUUCAGUCUCACGCGGCUCGGUUCCGUGUUCGAGGGGGUGCUGUUCGACAGGCCGGACGUCGGCAGACUCAUCAUCUGUAGACUUGGUCUAUGGGAUCCCGACCAGAUCCCCGUGGACGACCUGAUCCGCGGCUGCCUGCUGCUGCUGGAAGUGGGCAUCAUGCAGCCCAAGCUGCAGGUGCUGGGCGGCACGGCGCUGCUGGACUGCGAAGGCAUCUCCAUGAAGCACAUGCGACAGCUCUCGCCGUCUAUAGCACUGCAGGCCAUGAACGUUAUGGGGUUCUCGUUUCCGCUCCAUCAGCGGGAGGUGCACGUGAUCAAUUGCUCGCGGAUCUUCGAGACGCUGUUCCACGUGUUCAGGAGACUCGCGCCCGCCGACGACCUCUGGAAGAGAGUGCACUUCCACGGAUAUGACCUCACCUCAUUACACAGGUUUGUAGAACCCGAGUGCCUGCCAAAACGGUACGGCGGGCACCGCGACCCCGUGUCCCUCUGCGACUGGCUCACCAAGAUACGCCAGUACAAGAACAAGCAGUUCGACAGCGAUAUGCGCAGCAUUGGUUACUACGUGGAUUAGAUAAUAAAUAAUACCUCAUUACUUUUAUAGUGUCUGUUUCACAAUCUCUGAAUAAAGUUCUCAGUAAACUUAUUUUCUCAGUAAAGAAUAGGGUCGUUGUCAAUUUUGGAUUACAUUUAAACAAUUAAAAUUGUUUACUGAGCAGAUGAGUUACAAGUAGCUUAUAUAGAAACUUUACUUACUCAGCAAUUGUGAAACAGGCCCUUAGAGAACAAGUAACUUAAACUAAUUACAUGUUUACCUACCUCAAGGCGGAAUAUUUCAAAACUUUUGUAAGAAAACAUUCAACUUGGCCUCUGGAGUUUAGCUGUUACUGUAUCUUUCAUAUUGCAAACUCAUUUUAAUUAUUAAAAGAAGUCUAACUAUGUAAACUUAUUAUACAUAAUAUUCGUUUCUAUGAUCUUUAGUUAGGUACGAUAAAUCUAUUAAAGUGGAUGUUUUUCUAGUUAAUGAGAACUAAAGCAUAGUUUUAUACAUGUAGCAUUCAAAUGCUUAAAAAUAUAAUAAACUAUGAAAAUGGGUUGGAAUUGUUUAUUCUAAAUGUAUAUUCACUUAGUUCCAUUGUAGAAGGUAAGGGUUCAAUCCAGACUGCUACCAGUGCCAAGUUGAAUCUUUUCUAGUAAGAAUUUUGAUUAGAAAUAAAAUAGGGAACGCUAAGUUGCAAGCGUUAUAUUUUUGAAGAUAGAAAAUACAACAAUGGUGGAUAGUUUAUGGCUACUUCUCCAAACGAAAAAAAAAUCUAUGUUAUGGUAAUCUUUCGAGCUCAAGUACAAAUUCCCGCUCCCCUACCAUGUUCAAAAACAUCUAUUUACUGUGAUAACUUGUGAUAACUCAUUAACAGAUUGAGUUUGGCUAACAUAAGACUAAGACCGCGAAACUCCUUAGUCUAAACAUUUUCGCUGCAAAGAGAUUCUAAUAUGCUUUCCAGAGCUACGUUUACUUCCUAAGGAUCUAUGUCUUCCGUGGACUGGGAUCAUAAUAUAUUUUUAAGCAUAAUGUUAACAUAAUGUAGAAUAAGUAGUAAAAACAUAGUUAUAUAGAAAGAUAUGAGAUAGAUCUAUUUGAUUGACGGCGGCUGUUGAUGCAACAGUAACACCCCAUGGCUUCUGCUCUAAAUAUUUGUGAUGAGCCCAUAUAUUUUUUUAAACGUAAGUACAAGCCGCAGAUAUUAAAUUUUUGUAGUGCAAGGAUUUGCUCAUUUUGGGACAAUAACAAUACAUAUCGGAGAACUCAUAGCUAUGUUGAGUUGUCAGUUACAUUAGUGAGCUUAUUAAAUGGUUUAUUACAUUUAUCAAUAUUAUCUUACAUCUGACCAAUAAUAAGUGUAGCAUUUACUAUCUUAAGGCAGUGUAAUAAUACUGAUUUUAUUCCUAUUUUUUGUAGCAAGUUAGGAAAAUGCCUCUUCCGCACUUACCUUUAAAGGGCCCCAGAUUGUACGAAGGGAACACGGGCGCUGGCAAAGAUUUCCACUUUUUACACUACUGUCCAAAAUAUUCUGAAUGCACUGUACUAUUGUCUGCAUAUCCUAUUCCUAAGAUGAUUAAAUCAAUGAUAUGCAGCAAAAAGAGUAUGGGGGAGAGGACAGAGCCCUAAGGGACACCGUCAUUUACUGAUAUGAAUUGCGAACUACAUAUGUGCAUAAGGACGCAAAUUCUACGCUCGUGCAAGGAGUCAUACACCCAGGCACAGAACUGAGUAGGCAGACCAUAUGCAGUACGCUUGAAGAGAAGACUUUUGUACUGGACCCUGUCAAAAGCUUCAGCGAUGUUAAGACUGAUAGCCAAACUCUCACUCUGAUUGGCAACAGCCUUGCCCCAGGUGUGUGUCACGUCAAGGUCACCCGUCGAUCGAUUCGGCUUAAAUCGUCGAUUGUCGAUUGGAGAGUGUUCUUUUAGGUAACGGGUCAGAUCGUAAUUAAGGACCCUUCCGAAGACUUUGCAUAAUACUGAGGUGACAGCUAUCGGCUGACAGUUGGCCGGGUCUGAGCGAUCCCCUUUUUUGGGCACCGGCUGCAAAUAUGCAUCUGUCCAAGCUCCGGCACACGCCCCAAAAGAGUACGAGAGUUUAUACAGGCGUAUAGGCACUGAAGACAACUCUACUGCACAAUGUUUGAGUACAACUGUGAUGCCAUCGAGUCCACUAGCUUUCCAGACUUCAAGUGAUUGCAAUUCCUGCAUCAGGCAUCGUAGUGCAGCAUCGAUUCAGGAUUUAGCCGCAAAGAGAUUUUUCAGUAAAUCGUCUUUCUCCUUCGGCUUAAUAACUAGUGAUCCGUUUGGAAAUAUCAGAAGUGGCAGCGAGGGCUGUCAGUAGUAGUUGUAUUGUUUAUACUCUUUAUGUUAUAGAAAUGAUUUCCAUAUCUAAAGAUUAUAGCAAUAAACGAGAGAUAAUAAAUAUUUCUAAGAAAUAGUGAUUUUGCAAUAACGGUGCCCUAUAUAAAGAUAACAUGUAUGCUACUUACUGUAAAAAGAUAAUUUCUGACUGUGAAAGAUUUAGUAUUAAGAAACUCCUAUUUUUAUAAUUUUGAUAUCAAUAAAUAAACUUUAUAUUUUGAUACAAUAAUAUAUUUUUUAUUAAUACCAUGGAAACUAUAUGAAUUGUGCCACAAAACAACACACACUCUAACUGAUUUGGGAACGAAAAUUCUUCAG
This is a messenger RNA of Chilo suppressalis (striped riceborer), 3957 nucleotides long. The record is from the annotation of a GenBank genome assembly. NCBI's taxonomy places the organism in Eukaryota, Metazoa, Arthropoda, Insecta, Lepidoptera, Crambidae.